UGUUCCUUCAAAACGUAUAAAUUUUUAAAACGCAUAGUAUAAUAAGAGCACGGGUCGUAUAUGGUAUUUCAAUUUAUUGUUUGUUUGAUUCGAAUCAUUAUUUAAAACCUAUAACGUUGGCGUUCGGUGUUGCCUAAAAAUGUGCGAUUGUUUCUUCAAAACGUGUGCUGUAAUAGCAAUACUUAUUAGUUCGGUAUUGUGCAUGAAUAUGUACUUAUUUUGUGUAUUGAUAUAUUGGUACACUAUAGAUAAGAUAGUAACGUGUGGACUUGUUUUACUUGCGAUGUUCCCAAUUGAAGCAAUUUAUGGAGUUUUUAAGAAGAAACCAGCGCAAAUGAUUCCUUAUUUGUUUGCACAAGUCAUUUGUUUGGCGGUAUUUGUAUUUAUUGUAGCAGACGGGUAUGAUGAAGGUCGAAUGAAAUCAACUAAGAAUCUUCACUUUUUUGGAAUUAUUACUGGUCUCUCAUUACUAUUGUUCGUGAUCACAUUCAUGUAUUACCGGAAGAUUAAAAGAGAAAAUGUAAAAUCUGUGUCAGACGAGCCGCUUACAGUAGACCACAACAGCUGUACUGUAAUUCCACUGCACACGCCGACACAUUCGUGUAUCGAUAGUGCUAUGCACGCUAUUUCAUUACUAGCUGACCUCGAAUUUCUUGAUGUGUAGAUUUUUAAGAUCAUAAAAUUCUGAGUUAAAUGAGCCUAAUUUGUUAGCGCAUAUUUCGAGCCUAUGCAUAUAGAUGUAAGUAGGUAUUACCUAUUUUAGCCUCUUUAAGCGCAUAUUUGUCAUUUGAUCUUUUUUUCCAUUUUUCAGUCACAUAUUGAAAAUUUUGGCCAAAAACCUUUUUUUUUAAUAUUUUAUUUUAUUAAAAAUGGUAAAACUUGAAAAAAAAAACAAACAAAAUAA
Molecule: messenger RNA, 904 nt
Organism: Planococcus citri (citrus mealybug)
Lineage: Eukaryota; Metazoa; Arthropoda; Insecta; Hemiptera; Pseudococcidae
Exons: 4
Coding region: 140-664 (174 amino acids)
Source: RefSeq, a predicted model, not a curated record